Messenger RNA from Drosophila miranda, 750 nucleotides. Its product is annotated as cuticle protein 38-like. Lineage: Eukaryota; Metazoa; Arthropoda; Insecta; Diptera; Drosophilidae. The record is from RefSeq and is a predicted model, not a curated record. The transcript has a single exon. The coding region runs from base 339 to 647 and encodes 102 amino acids.
GCCUGCAGGGCAACCUUCGACAGUUAGAAAAACCAAAGGCUGGUAGUUGGUAUUAAUUUUUGGCCUGCUUAAUUAAAAGAGACGUCCCCACAGUACACGACGCUGGUGUCGCUUGUGCCGAACCACUACGGGACUACGUGACUGGCGUGGCCAAAGAGGGGCCUCAGAAUUCGGCUGUUGGGCUGGCGCGAGACCUUGCAAGGCCGUUUGGCAGGCACUCAACCUCCACUGUGUGUGGGGCUAUAGCUAUAUAAGCUACGGCCCACCGCCUGUUUGGGCAUCAGUUGCAUUUGUUCCAUUCAACAAGUAAAACAAUCUAAAAUCCCAAUCCUACCAAGAUGUUCAAGUUCGUCGCCGCCGUUGUCCUCGCUCUGAUUGCCUGCGUUGCCGCCAAGCCCGGAAUCGUGGCUCCCCUGGCCUACUCCGCCCCCUACGUAGCUGCCUCUCCCUACGUGGCGGCGUCUCCAUAUGUGGCGUCUCCGUAUGUGGCAUCUCCCUACGUCGCCUCCCCAUACACUGCCGCCUACGCUUCUCCGUACACCGCUGCCUACACCGCUGCUGCCUACGCCUCCCCCUACGCUGCCGCCUACACAGCCCCCUAUGCCGCUGCUGCCGCAUACACCGCCCCCCUGCUGCUGAAGAAGUAGAGAGCACACCGGAAGUGCCACCUGCCCACCUGUAACCUGAACGGAAGUCGAAGGACUCCCAUCCUGCAAUGAAUCACUGAAAUAAACUCGAAUCAAACGAACA